AUGGCUAUUAUCGAAGGGUGGUUACCACCCACUCGGGAGAACUACGACCUGAUCCUCAAAGUCUGGCAGAUAUCUUACCCAAUUAUUGGUUCGAUGCAAUGGCUUACCAGUUGGUAUGGCAUGGGCAAAACCUCAGUCACAAGCCCUCUUAACCUACCCGGCCGUAUUGGCUGGUUGACCAUGGAGGCACCUGGAUUUCUGACGCUGCUGUACCUGAUGAAAGUUCUUCCUGAACAGUAUGGAGUCGACGAUCUUCCGUGGCAGAAUAAAGUGCUUGCGGGUCUGUUUCCCUCCAUGUCACCGGUGCACAUUGCUGUGUGGCUGCUCGGCUUGAGUUUUCAGAUUUGCAACGCAACAUGUAUUGGAUCAUGGCUCGCAGCAUAUGGCCCCACCACUGAAGCAGCAUGGUCAUCACAAUCAUCCAUAUUGCAAUUCUCAUCAGGUAUUCUAAUCUUCUAUCUCGGUCUAUCCGGCAACUUCUUCCACGACGAGGAACUACGAGACAUACGCCGGCGCGAGGCCCAGCGGCAAGAGCGCGCCAAGCUGGACGGCCACGCGAGCAGCAAGGGCGUGGAGAAGCACUACCAGAUUCCGCAGGCAGGACUGUUCCGGUACGUGCUGUACCCUCACUACCUGUGCGAGUGGGUAGAGUGGGCUGGGUUCUGGAUGGCGGCGGGCUGGGGAUGCGCGCCUGCGAGGGCGUUUCUGGUGAACGAGAUGUUCGCCAUGUUUCCGAGGGCUGUCAGGGGACGGAGGUGGUACCUGGAGAGAUUUGGAGAGGACAAGGUUGGGAGGAGGUGGGCUGUUAUCCCGGGGGUGUGGUGA
This is a messenger RNA of Fusarium musae, 825 nucleotides long. RefSeq lists its product as uncharacterized. NCBI's taxonomy places the organism in Eukaryota, Fungi, Ascomycota, Sordariomycetes, Hypocreales, Nectriaceae. Gene Ontology annotation, biological process: steroid metabolic process. The record is from RefSeq and is a predicted model, not a curated record. Gene Ontology annotation, cellular component: membrane. Gene Ontology annotation, molecular function: 3-oxo-5-alpha-steroid 4-dehydrogenase activity. The transcript has 3 exons. Bases 1 to 825 code for a protein of 274 amino acids.